This is a messenger RNA of Magnusiomyces paraingens, 1557 nucleotides long. RefSeq lists its product as uncharacterized. The record is from RefSeq and is a predicted model, not a curated record. Gene Ontology annotation, molecular function: sterol binding. The transcript has 2 exons. Bases 1 to 1557 code for a protein of 518 amino acids. Gene Ontology annotation, cellular component: cytosol; intracellular membrane-bounded organelle; membrane. NCBI's taxonomy places the organism in Eukaryota, Fungi, Ascomycota, Dipodascomycetes, Dipodascales, Dipodascaceae.
AUGUUUAAAGGCAUCCGUUCCGCUUCUCACUCAAUCAUAAGUACCGUCACCGGAACCGGCACUGGCGCUCCUGAAGACUCGUCGGCAUCUGCUGCUCCCGGAUCCUCCGGAUCCGCUUCUGCAAACGCUGGGGGACAUCAGCAUAUUCAUCAUCACCAUUCCUCGUCUGCGGCUCCCGCCACAAGCUCCGGAACUUCCACUUCACCUAAAGACUUCUCAUAUGUAGACCCAGAAGACAUUGAUGAAGUUGAUGACCAAGGCCAAAACAUUCUCAUGGGCAUCAUUUCCCAGCUCCGCUUCGGUUCUGAUCUCUCUCGUAUCACCCUACCUACCUUCAUUCUCGAGCGCAAGUCUAUGCUUGAACGUAUCACCAACCAGUUCCAACACCCUGAUAUCCUACUCGAAGCCCACACUACAAAGGACCCUGAAGCCCGCUUCAUCAAGGUCGUCAAAUGGUCCCUUUCAGGAUGGCACAUCACCCCCAAGGCUGUCAAAAAGCCCCUAAACCCGGUUCUUGGUGAAUACUUUAGCUCUUGGUGGGACCUCUCUAACGGCACACGGGCUUACUAUAUUGCCGAACAAACCUCCCACCACCCUCCAAAAACCUCCUACUUUUACAUUUCCCCAGAAAACAAUAUUCGCAUUGACGGUACUCUCGUCCCUCAUUCAAAGUUUCUCGGCAACUCUGCUGCAUCCAUAAUGGAAGGCGUUGGUUUCCUUCAGUUUAUGGAUAUUAUUGAUUCUAAGACAAAGAAUCCCGAACUUUACGAAAUUACCCAGCCCAAUAUGUACGCACGCGGUAUCCUCAUUGGUAAGCUCAAGUACGAGCUCGGCGACCACUCCAUAAUUCGGUGCCCUGCUCUUGACUUGGUCGCCGAUAUUGAGUUCAAAACGAAGGGGUUCAUUUCCGGAACCUACAAUGCUAUCCAGGGUGAAAUCAAGCAAAUUUCCACCGGCAAGGUGCUCUACGAAAUUACAGGAAAGUGGAACGAAAUUAUGGAGAUUCGUAACGUCAAGACCAAGGAAAAGUCUGUUCUUUUUGACACUUUUACUGCUAAUCCUCAGCCUACUUCAGUGCGCCCACUGGACGAACAGGGCCACCUGGAGUCGCGUCGGUUGUGGCAUAAGGUCAUAAUAGCUCUUGGCAAACGCGACCACGAAACAGCUACAACUGAAAAGUCCAAGAUUGAAGACAAACAGCGCGUGGAGGCCCGUGUACGCGCUGAAGAGGGUGUUGAGUUUCAUCCAAAGUUGUUCAAGCCUGUUCAUAGCCCUGUCGGCUACCGUAUAUACAAGGACUUUGAUGGAAAGACACCUGCCGAACAAAUCAAGCUUGUGGAAGAAAUCAUGCCCAUUCUCCCUGGCCAGAAGUUCCGCGAUAACUUUGAAAUGCCUGCGUACGAAAAGCACAUGCAUGGCGAUGAUAAUGCUGACUUGAGGGAUGAUACUGAAGAAGAAGAAAGUACGAAAGAAGACUGUGAAAGCUGCCAGCAGGAAAUAUUAAACAAGCAGGGGCCAUUGGACCAAACAGAGGAUCUUAAGCAGGCAUUGCCAUGA